Messenger RNA from Engraulis encrasicolus (European anchovy), 1101 nucleotides. RefSeq names its product ADP-ribosylation factor-like 2 binding protein (gene arl2bp). The record is from RefSeq and is a predicted model, not a curated record. Gene Ontology annotation, cellular component: mitochondrial intermembrane space. The transcript has 7 exons. Gene Ontology annotation, biological process: positive regulation of tyrosine phosphorylation of STAT protein; maintenance of protein location in nucleus. Lineage: Eukaryota; Metazoa; Chordata; Actinopteri; Clupeiformes; Engraulidae. Bases 62 to 610 code for a protein of 182 amino acids.
CGUUUUUCACCGUUGCCCUGGUAACAACUGGUGAAGCGGAAGCGCGUCUGGACGUUUCAAAAUGGACAUUAGAGAGAGAAAUUUGCUUGGUGGCGGGGAGAAUAUUGUUGAAAUGCAAGAGUUGGAGGAGGAAGACUUCGCCUUUUCAAAAUCAUCGGCAGCAGAUGCUGAGUUCGAUGCCGUUAUUGGAAAUAUCGAGGACAUCAUUAUGGAGGACGACUUUCAGCAGCUGCAGCAGAACUUCAUGGAGAAAUAUUACCAGGAAUUCGACGACACCGAAGAGAAUAAACUCACCUACACGCCAAUCUUUAAUGAAUAUAUUGAGCUGCUGGAGAAGCAUCUAGAACAGCAGCUGGUGGAGAGGAUGCCUGGAUUCUGCAUGAGUGCCUUCACACAGUCUCUCAAGCAUCACAAAGACGAGGUGUCUGGAGACAUAUUCGACAUGCUGUUGACCUUCACAGACUUCAUGGCCUUUAAAGAGAUGUUUAUCGACUACAGAGCAGAGAGGGAAGGCCGUGGGCUGGACCUGAGUGAGGGUCUGGUGGUGCGCUCCCUGACCUGUGUGGCCCCCACGUUGCUCCCCUCGGCCACCGCACUGCUGCCCCAGUGAACCAGCACAGCAGCCAUCUUCCCAACCAGCCAGCCAGGCCAGACAGCCUUGCCUAUUCUCUCCACCCCAGCAGCCAUCUGCCACCAGCUCAUCAGCAGCUCAUCAGCCUGACGAGCUCAUCAGGCACAUCCCAUCCCCAUCCCAUCCCAGCCUGUCCCACAUCUUCUCCAUCUCGGAUCCUCCUACUCUUUCCCAUCCCAUCCCAUUCAACAGAUCCCACUCUUUCCCAUCCCAUCCCAUUCAACAGAUCCCACUCUUUCCCAUGCCAUCCAUCUCGGCUCAUCCCAGUGUGUCUGUGCUCAGCCGCAAAAACUCCGCCGCCUCGUUAUCAGGGAUCCACUCUGGCCUGACGGGGACAUCCGGACACUUCCCCCCCCUCUCCCAGCCAUAGAGACAUUCACCAACAUGCUCUACCGACAUAAUGGAGACCAACUAUGGAAUUCCUGCACCGGUCACGUGCAGUAUUGUGAAUAAUAUGCACCUGAACUCAA